This is a messenger RNA of Gadus chalcogrammus (walleye pollock), 2691 nucleotides long. RefSeq names its product complement component 7b (gene c7b). The coding region runs from base 86 to 2554 and encodes 822 amino acids. The record is from RefSeq and is a predicted model, not a curated record. Gene Ontology annotation, molecular function: protein binding. Gene Ontology annotation, cellular component: membrane attack complex. The transcript has 18 exons. NCBI's taxonomy places the organism in Eukaryota, Metazoa, Chordata, Actinopteri, Gadiformes, Gadidae. Gene Ontology annotation, biological process: immune response.
CUAUUGAGCAACUCAAUAUUCCCCAGUUAUAUAGCCCAAGUCCUCUCUGUCAGUCCACGUGAGAACUGCCUUCAAAGUGCCCACAAUGCAGGCUUACUUUUCAAUUGGUUUGUUGUCCUACAUUUUACUGCUCUUUGGUCCUCAUCCAUCUUGUUGUCAACGGCCGUUGAACUGCCAAUGGGGUCCAUACGGGGAAUGGUCCCAAUGUGACGCUUGCACGAAAACAAAGGUACGAUCUCGCCCUGUGUUGAGGUUUGCCCAGAACGGAGGGGCACCGUGCUUGGGAGAGGCUGAGCAUGUGCUCCCGUGUACGCCAAGUAAACAGUGCCCGCUAAAGACGAGCUGCGGGGCGAGAUUCCGCUGCACCUCAGGCCAGUGUAUUGGUCGGUCUCUCGUGUGUAACGGGGACCAAGACUGUGAAGAUGGCCUCGAUGAGAGAGGCUGUGCACUGGGCAGUGAUGACGUCUGUGACAUGGACAAAACUCCCCCCAACUCUGACCUAACAGGCAAAGGGUACGACUUGUUGACUGGGAAGCUGAGAGCUGCAGUUAUAAACACUCUGAGCUUUGGGGGACAAUGUAGGAAGGUGUACAGCGGAGACAACAACCUCCUGUACAGACUGCCACAGAGCCUCAUCACGUAUAACUUUGAGGUCAAAGUUGACAACGAAGGGUCAGAUGAAUCCUACGAGAGCUCCUGGUCUUACAUGCUUCAUGUUCAAGAAAAUGCCCUGUUUCAGCACCACCGGAUCACUUUUCACGAAGAAGUCAGCGAGGGCAAGGCUAAGAGACUCCUGAUCCUGAAGAACAAAGUGGUGCUCGCCCAGUUCCAGAACACUGCGCCCCAGUACCUCACACUGUCAGAGGGCUUCUGGAGGGCCUUGUCCUCCCUGCCGCUGGACUACGAGUAUCCGUUCUACCGAAGGCUGCUGCAGACCUACGGAAGCCACUACAUGUCCGAGGGCAGCCUGGGAGGACAGUACCAGGCCCUACUGGAGUUCGACCGGGAUUCACUUGCAUCGACAAGCACAACGGACACGGACUACCAGAGGUGUUGGAGGAAGGUGAAACGUCGUCUUUUUUGGAAAAAAGUCAAAACAGUCUGCGAGAAACUGACAUCUUCACUCACAUCCAGCGGUGGACACAACACAAACACCCUUCGCGUCAAGACCAACAUAGUGGGCGGGGCGGCGAGCUUCAUCAGUGGCCUGGGGGUGCUGGACGUGGAGGACCCCGAGGCCAACGGGGCCAUGUACGAGAACUGGGCCUCCUCCGUCAAAGACUUCCCGGACGUCAUCGACCAGAAGCUGCGGCCGCUGUAUGAGCUGGUGAAGGAGGUGCCGUGCGCCGGGCGUCGGAGGCUCAACCUGCGGCAGGCCACCGCCCGGUACCUGGCGGAGCAGCACCCGUGCCACUGCCAGCCGUGCCGGAACAACGGCCGGCCGCUGCUCUCCGCCGACGGGUGCUCGUGCGUCUGCCAGCCCGGCACCUCGGGGCUGCAGUGUGAGACAGGCCCUGUGGCAGAGGCCAUCCAUGGCAGCUGGAGCUGCUGGUCGUCUUGGGGUGCCUGUUCAGGAGGUGAGAGGUCACGGGUUCGGCGCUGUGACAACCCCAGCCGCUCUCAUGGUUCUCCGUGUUCUGGAGGGUCGUCUGAGCGCACACCAUGUGAGGACCCAGAAAUCCACCACCUGAAGAUGAUGGAGCCCCAAUGCUUUGGUCUGUCUAUGCCUAUGAGGCCCACAUGUGGCACACCUCCUAACCUCCUGAACGGAUACAUCCGGAACCCUAAGGAUGCGUAUGCGGUGGGUAGCAGCAUAGAAUACCAAUGCAUCAAUGGCCACUACCUAGUCGGAGAGACCUUGGCUCAGUGCACCCCCAACCUGACCUGGACCACUGGACCCAUGCAGUGUAGAAAAGCGUCAUGUGACCCCCCGCACGUACGAGGCAACGUCAUCGCCACGCCCGCCAGAGCGACCUAUGAGAUCGGAGACAGGGUCUCCUUAUCCUGUCCCCAGGGGUGGGCGCUGGAGGCCCAUGAGCCCGUGAUCCUGUGCAGUCCCGGGCUCCACUGGUCCCCCUUCCUGGCCGGAGACGUGAAGUGCACCCCAGUGCCGCGAGCACCCACCUCUCCCCCGGACCUGGGCUGUAAGCUGUGGGAGACCCAGGGGGCCUCAGAGUGUGUGUGCAGGAUGGCCUUCGAGUGCCCGCCGUCCCUGCUGUUGUGCGCUCACCUGGGGGCGAGCCGAACCCGCCUGCUGAGUGUGUGUCAGCUCGGGGCGAUGAGGUGUCUGGGCCGUACCUUGUCAUUGGCCGACGACGGCGAGUGUGUGUGGCCGGCCAGCGCUACACACCACACGCCGGGCCAAAUCUGUCAAGAGGGGCGGUGCACAUGUCAGAACGCUGCGGAAUGUGCAGAGGAUUCUACACACCUGUGCGUCCGCCACGGAGCUUCCAGUGUUGCCGUGACGAUGACGCAGUGCGAGGCGGGGGCUAGGAAGUGUGCGGGAGAACAGGUCACAGUGAUCAGCAUAGACGACUGUCCCACAAUAGACUGACACGUGUCUGUCUGUCUGUCUGUCUGUCUGUCUGUCUGUCUGUCUGUCUGUCUGUCUGUCUGUCUGUCUGUCUGUGUGUCUGUCUGUGUCUGUCUUUCUGUCUGUCUGUCUGUCUGUCUGUCUGUCUGUCUGUCUGA